GAGGGGCGGGUUGGAGGGGCGGUCUGGGAUCGCGGCCGGAGAAAGAGGCGAAGAGGUGACUUCACAGAUAAGCUUUUAUAGGCACCACUCUCCGCCCGCCGGACGGGAGGCGGGGUGGCAGCCCGAUUAAAGAAGCAGCCUGGAAGGAAGGAAGAAGCGAGGGAGGGACGGGAACAGUUGGAGGAGGAGCAGCGAGCUGGGCUGCGGCGACCGGAGGAGGAGCGGCCCCCGCGAGGCCACGUUUUGUUUUUGUUAUUUUCCAUCGAAAUAGUUCUCGCAGGCCCUCCCAGAGAACCGAUCGCGCCGAAGCCCGGGAGCCCCGACCUUCCAGGUGACAGCUGGUCACCCUGGUAGGAGUCAGCUCCGCCCCAAGUCACCCCCUCCGGCGCACAGCCCAUUCCCCGCCCUGCCUCCCAGUGCCCGCCCGGGGCGAGCGCGGCGGCCGCAACGGCUCUGCAGCGCUGGAACCGGCGGCGACCGGCGGAGGCGCGGGGCCCUCGGCGUUGUCCUCUGACCCAGCGGAGCCGCGGACGAGGAAGGGGGAAGUGCGGCCCCAGGCUCGAGCCGGAGAAAGGAGGAUAGCGAUUUAACCCGCCCUCUCCUGCCAGUCCUGCUGCCGGGCUCUCCCCGGGUGCCCGCCGCCAGAGCCUGGGAGCCGCGCCCGAAGUGCCGCAUGGGGCAGGGCCACUAAAGCGCGGAGUUCGGGGUCGCGCCGAGGCGGGCGCAGGGGCCCAGCGCGGCUGUUGGCACAGUUUCGGCGGCGCCUUCAACGCGAGAACUGGGGGCGCGGCGCGCCGAUCCGGCCGCCUCCGUGCCCUCGGGAGGCGCGAGUUAUGGAGCCCCCCAGCUGCCUUCAGGAUGAGCCGUUCCCGCACCCUCUGGAGCCCGAGCCGGGCGCCACUGCGCAGCCUGGCCAGGGGAAGCCGGGAGACAAGAGGUUCCGGCUGUGGUACGUGGGAGGGUCGUGCCUGGACCGCAGGACCACGCUGCCCAUGCUGCCCUGGCUCAUGGCCGAGAUCCGCCGGCGCAGCCAGAAGCCCGAGGCGGGCGGCUGCGGGGCGCCGGCGCCCCGCGAGGUGUUCCUGGUGCUCAGCGCGCCCCUCCUGCGCUGCGUGCCCGCGCCGGGCGCCGGUGCCGCUGGGGGCUGUGGCCCUACGGCCGCGCAGCCCAACCCGGCAGUGUUCAUCUUCGAGCACAAGGCGCAGCAUAUCUCGCGCUUCAUCCACAACAGCCACGACCUCACCUACUUUGCUUACCUGAUCAAGGCGCAGCCAGACGACCCGGAGUCGCAGAUGGCCUGCCACGUUUUCCGCGCCACAGACCCGAAUCAGGUUCCCGAUGUUAUCAGCAGCAUAAGGCAGUUAUCGAAAGCUGCCAUGAAAGAGGAUGCCAAACCCAGCAAAGACAACGAGGACGCCUUUUACAACUCACAGAAGUUCGAGGUCUUGUACUGUGGCAAGGUGACCGUGACCCACAAGAAGGCGCCAUCCAGCCUCAUCGACGACUGCAUCGAGAAGUUCAGCCUGCACGAGCGGCAGCGCCUGCGGGUCCAGAGCGAGCCGCGCGCCGCGGAUGCCGGCGAGGACCCGGCCGUGUCGGAGGCCCAGGCGCCCGCUUCCCCCGCCGACGUUCUGUCCGAGGAAGGGGAUGGCGUCAACGACACCCACCCCGUCUUCCCCGCGGCGCCCAGCCAGCCUGGGCCGUCCAGCUCUCGAGUCUGCUUCCCUGAGCGGAUUUUGGAAGAUUCUGGUUUUGAUGAACAGCAGGAGUUCCGGUCUCGGUGCAGCAGCGUCACCGGUGUCCUGCAAAGGAAAGUUCAGGAGAACAGCCAGAAAACGCAGCCGCGGAGGAGGCAUGCCAGCGCGCCCAGCCACGUCCAGCCCUCGGAUUCGGAGAAGAACAGAACGAUGCUGUUUCAGGUUGGACGGUUUGAGAUAAACCUUAUCAGUCCAGACACAAAAUCACUUGUGCUUGAGAAGAAUUUUAAAGAUAUCUCUUCUUGUUCCCAGGGUAUAAAGCAUGUUGAUCACUUUGGCUUUAUCUGUCGGGAGUUGCCGGAGCCCGGGCUGAGCCAGUAUAUCUGUUACGUGUUCCAGUGUGCCAGCGAAUCUCUGGUUGAUGAGGUAAUGCUGACUCUGAAACAGGCUUUCAGCACGGCCGCUGCCCUGCAGAGUGCCAAGACCCAGAUUAAGCUGUGUGAGGCCUGCCCUAUGCACUCUUUGCAUAAGCUCUGUGAAAGGAUUGAAGGUCUCUAUCCGCCAAGAGCCAAGCUGGUAAUACAGAGGCAUCUCUCGUCCCUCACAGAUAAUGAGCAAGCUGACAUCUUUGAACGAGUUCAGAAGAUGAAGGCAGUCAAUGACCAGGAGGAAAACGAACUUGUGAUUUUACAUCUGAGGCAGCUGUGCGAAGCCAAGCAGAGGACACACGUACAUAUUGGGGAAGGCCCAUCGACUAUUUCAAAUAGUACAAUCCCAGAAAAUGCGACAAGCAGUGGAAGGUUCAAACUUGACAUUCUGAAAAAUAAAGCUAAGAGAUCCUUAACUAGCUCCCUGGAAAAUAUCUUCUCAAGGGGAGCUAACAGAAUGAGAGGUCGGCUUGGAAGUGUGGACAGCUUUGAACGAUCCAACAGUGUUGCUUCAGAGAAGGACUGCUCCCCAGGAGACUCCCCGCCAGGGACCCCACCAGCUUCCCCACUGUCCUCAGCUUGGCAGACGUUCCCUGAAGAGGAUUCCGACUCCCCGCAGUUUCGAAGACGGGCCCACACGUUCAGCCACCCACCUUCCAGCACGAAGAGAAAGCUGAAUUUACAGGAUGGGAAGGCUCACGGGCUUCGCUCCCCUCUUCUGAGGCAUAGCUCCAGCGAACAGUGCAGCAUCUUUUCAUCAGUUCGGCGCAUGCACAAGGAGAGUAAUUCUUCCUCCAGUCUUCCAAGUCUUCACACUUCCUUCUCUGCCCCUUCCGUCACUGCCCCCUCUUUCCUGAAAAGCUUUUACCAGAAUUCAGGUAGACUGUCCCCACAGUAUGAAAAUGAAAUCAGUGAUGGAGAGGGGAGAAAAAGGACCUCGUCUACCUGCAGCAAUGAGUCCCUGAACGUUGGAGGCACCCCUGUCACUCCUCGCCGAAUUUCCUGGCGGCAGCGCAUCUUCCUUAGGGUUGCCUCUCCAAUGAACAAAUCUCCCUCGGCCAUGCAGCAGCAGGAUGGACUGGACACGAGUGAGCUGCUGCCACUGUCCCCUCUUGCCCCACCCAUGGAGGAGGAACCGCUGCUUAUAUUCGUGUCUGGUGACGAUGACCCAGAAAAGGCUGAAGAAGGAAAAAAGUCGGAGGAACUGAGGAGUUUGUGGAGAAAAGCUAUACACCAGCAAAUCCUGUUGCUUCGAAUGGAAAAAGAAAACCAGAAACUUGAAGCAAGCAGAGAUGAACUCCAGUCCAGAAAAAUUAAAUUGGAUUAUGAAGAAGUUGGAGUAUGUCAGAAGGAGGUCUUAAUAACCUGGGAUAAGAAGUUGUUAAACUGCAGAACUAAAAUCAGAUGUGAUAUGGAAGAUAUUCAUACUUCUCUUAAAGAAGGUGUUCCCAAAAGUCGACGAGGAGAAAUCUGGCAGUUCCUAGCUUUGCAGUAUCGUCUAAGACACAGAUUGCCUAAUAAACAACAACCUCCUGACACAUCCUAUAAAGAGCUUUUAAAGCAGCUCACGGUUCAGCAGCAUGCUAUUCUCGUGGAUUUAGGGAGGACAUUUCCUACCCAUCCUUACUUUUCAGCACAGCUUGGGGCAGGGCAGCUGUCUCUCUUUAACCUCUUGAAAGCCUACUCAUUGCUGGACAAAGAAGUGGGUUACUGUCAGGGGAUCAGCUUUGUGGCUGGAGUCCUGCUUCUGCACAUGAGUGAAGAGCAAGCCUUUGAGAUGCUGAAAUUCCUCAUGUAUGACCUGGGCUUUCGCAAGCAGUACCGACCUGACAUGAUGUCUCUACAGAUUCAAAUGUACCAGCUGUCCAGGCUCCUUCAUGACUAUCACAGAGAUCUCUACAAUCAUCUUGAAGAAAAUGAAAUCAGCCCCAGUCUUUAUGCUGCCCCCUGGUUCCUCACAUUGUUUGCCUCUCAAUUUCCAUUAGGAUUUGUAGCCAGAGUUUUUGAUAUUAUCUUUCUUCAGGGAACUGAAGUUAUAUUUAAGGUUGCCCUCAGCCUGCUGAGCAACCAAGAGGCACUCAUAAUGGAAUGUGAAAACUUUGAAAAUAUUGUUGAAUUCCUUAAAAGCACGCUCCCUGAUAUGAAUUCCUCUGAAAUGGAAAAACUUAUCACCCAGGUUUUUGAGAUGGAUAUUUCUAAACAGUUACACGCCUACGAGGUGGAGUAUCACGUGCUGCAGGAUGAGCUCCAGGAAUCUUCCUAUCCCUGCGAGGAGAGCGAACCCAUGGAGAAGUUGGAGAGGGCCAACAGCCAACUGAAAAGACAAAACAUGGACCUCCUAGAAAAAUUACAGGUAGCUCAUGCUAAAAUCCAGACCUUGGAAUCCAACCUGGAAAAUCUUUUAACCAGAGAGACCAAAAUGAAGUCUUUGAUCCGGACCCUGGAACAAGAGAAAAUGGCUUAUCAAAAGGCAGUGGAGCAAAUUCGGAAGCUGCUGCCAGCAGAUGCUCUGGCCGAUUGCGAACCGCUGCUGAGAGACUUCAACUGCAACCCUAACAGCAAAGCCAAGACAGGAAACAAGCCGUAACUGAAGACGUGCCACCCCAGCAGGAAGUGCUCUGAGGAUGCUACCGACAGAAGGAGUGUGCAUGCCGCUGGCCCAGAGCUGACAGAACCACUGAACUGGUUCCGAGCCCAAGUCAGAGCCGGUAACCCUCGCUCUCCUUAGAGCAUGCCAGUUCUAAGCCAUUGUACAUAUGUAGACUGUUUUUUGCUGUCCUUGUUGACUAUGUACAUAUAUAUAUAAUGGACAUAAAGAGUUCAUGCUUUCACAUAAAGGAGUAGUGUAUAUUUAGAGCAGUUUUUUUAAAGAAAUCAACACUUCAUGAAAUCCAAACCAAAGGGAAGUUAAAAUGAAAUUCCCCUUGGACCCAUGUGAAAUCAUUUGUUUUUGUAGUGAAACAAAGCUAGAACAUCUUUGUAUAUUGAAAUAUACUUGAAAAAAAUGAAUGUAUUUUUUUCUCCAAAGAACAGCAUGUUUCACUCAGUGCUGGAGAGGUGGAAACAUUUGUGUCGCUUUAUGUGCAUCUGUCUUAAAAUCUACGGACAUUUUUAAUAUAUAUAUAUGUAUAUGAGGAAAAUGACUGAUUGCCAGUCAGGCUCCUUAUGGGUUUUUCAGGAACGUAGGGGCCGUCCCCUGCUGCCUGCUUUGUGCCAACGAGCAUGUUGCAUCUACAUGCGUUUUGAGUCUGGUCAGGCAUUACUUUGGGUGUGUGGAAGGAGAAAGCAAGAGUGUGGCUGAGUUUGCCCACCCAGCUCAAAGUGAAAGAGAACACUACUAAUUUUCUAGUAAAUUAGACCAGCAUUGUUACUUAAACGAAAAAUAUCAGUCCUCAAAAAUUUAAUUUAGGACCUAAAUUGUCUAGAUCUACUUUCUACCUUUUUAUUCAAAUUAUUCCUACAGUUGUGAAUGAACUCCCCUUUCCUUGGUGCCACAGUUGGUGAUAAGGAUUUGCCAUUUCCCACUAAAAUGUAGGCACUCUUACCUUAGUUCUCUCUACCUUAAAUGGAGGAUAAGGAAAUGAAAUUAUGAUUGGUUUUCUAAAGAUGAUGUACUGUGUUGAGAUACGUUGUUGUUUUUUUUUUUUUUUUUUUUUUUUUGCCAAUUGACAGGUCUGAUAAGCUUGUAAUCAUCUUCCCCUUCCAUGUGACAAUUUAUGAGAACUGUGGAAUAUUUUAAGUAAACUGUUGAAAUCCAUGGGAGGGAAGGGAAGGAGAAAGCCCUUCUGAAACCUACAACUCUGCAUUUGGACGCCUGACUUUCUCAGUCUACAGAUAGAUUAUUCGUAGACAUUCAUGCAUGCUGGGUGAAUGGAAGGAAAGUAACUUAAAAAUUAAGUUACACAUGGAAUUUCUCCAUUUCAGAGAUGAUUCUAUGAUAGUGCCUCGGAAAGUUGAUAACAGCGUUUUUGCCUUUCCAAACAAUAUUUUUCGUUACUGCUUUUUGCAGUACUUGUAUCAUCACAGAUGGAUUACCUGGGAUAAUUUUCUUCAGAGGGAGUUUGUUAUACACAAGCUACAAUGUAUUAUAGAGUAGAAGAAUAAAGCUCUAAAGGUUUCAGGAAACCUUGAUGAGCAGAUGAUAAGCAUCUCAAACCCCAUUACUCAGUGUAAUAUAGUGACUCUUGUUACAAAUCAGCAUGCCCUCUAAUCCAGGCAGUUUCUCAAAAGAAAAUGAAGUCUUACUAGUAAAGUUAACGUAAUUUCUAAGUUCUAGAAAAUGCUGACCCAAUCAGUUGGGGCCACCAACUCUUUUGUUGCUUGGAUUUCCCUCAAAUUUCUCUAUUUGUAGGAGAGGUAUUUUCCUAUGAGGAAUAUGACAAAUAUUAUCUGGUUACUGUCUGGUGAUGAAAAUUACCUCAUGUGUAAUACACAGGUGGUAGCCAGGGAAUCUUCAAGUUGGGAAAAGAAACUUUUCCUUUCAGUUGUUCCGUUUAAAGUAAAUUUUAUUCUGGGUGUUCAAAGUCAACGUUAGAGUUGUAUUAUGGUGUUCGGAGCUUAAGUUGUCUUGGAUACAAUAUUUCUUUUGAAAAUGAAUUUUUCUUUUGUGAUCUUUUAAAUGUUGCCACGAUUAUGCUUCAUGCAUUGUUACAUCUUCAUCCUAUUAAUGUAAUGUCUAGUUCAUUUCCAAUAAAUACAUUGCUGCAGUUUC
This is a messenger RNA of Orcinus orca (killer whale), 6836 nucleotides long. It is a transcript of the gene TBC1D4, whose product is annotated as TBC1 domain family member 4. The transcript is spliced from 20 exons. The record is from RefSeq and is a predicted model, not a curated record. The coding region runs from base 834 to 4712 and encodes 1292 amino acids. NCBI's taxonomy places the organism in Eukaryota, Metazoa, Chordata, Mammalia, Artiodactyla, Delphinidae.